UCCUUCCUCCGGAAAGCGGAAGCGGAAGUGACGCUGGGACAGGUGGGGGCAAUCAUGGUGCCGCUGGGGAGGGGAGAAGCUGCCGCUGCCGCCGUUGCCGGGAGCCGCGGAGAAAGGCCAUUACCUUUUCAUUUCUCACAAUUGGGCUGAGCGCAAGCAAACCAUGGGGGAGCACAGUCCAGACGACAACAUCAUCUUCUUUAAGGGAGAGGAGGAUGACCUAACCCCGCAUGACAAGAUGCUCAGGUUUGUGGAUGACAACGGACUGGUGCCUUCCUCUUCUGGAACUGUUUAUGAUAGGACCACUGUUCUUAUAGAACAGGACCCUGGCACUUUGGAGGAUGAUGAAGACGAUGGACAGUGUGGAGAACACUUGCCUUUUCUGGUGGAAGGUGAAGAGGGCUUCCUAAUAGAUCAGGAAGCAAUGUCCCAGGGUUACGUACAACACAUUAUCUCACCAGAUCAGAUUCAUUUGACUAUAAACCCUGGUUCCACGCCCAUGCCAAGAAACAUUGAAGGUGCGACUCUUACUCUGCAGUCGGAAUGUCCAGAAACGAAACGGAAAGAAGUGAAGCGGUACCAAUGCACCUUUGAGGGAUGCCCUCGUACCUACAGCACAGCAGGCAACCUGCGCACCCACCAGAAGACUCACCGAGGAGAGUACACCUUCGUCUGUAAUCAGGAGGGCUGCGGCAAGGCCUUCCUCACCUCCUACAGCCUCAGGAUCCAUGUGCGAGUGCACACAAAGGAGAAGCCAUUUGAGUGUGACGUGCAGGGGUGUGAGAAGGCGUUCAACACACUGUACAGGUUGAAAGCACAUCAGAGGCUUCACACAGGGAAAACGUUUAACUGUGAAUCUCAAGGCUGCAGCAAAUACUUCACCACACUCAGUGAUCUGCGGAAGCACAUUCGAACCCAUACAGGAGAAAAGCCAUUUCGAUGUGAUCACGACGGCUGUGGGAAAGCGUUCGCAGCAAGCCACCACCUUAAAACUCACGUCCGGACGCACACUGGUGAAAGACCCUUCUUCUGCCCCAGUAACGGCUGUGAGAAGACAUUUAGCACUCAGUACAGUCUCAAAAGUCACAUGAAAGGUCACGACAACAAAGGCACCGCAUAUAGUGCACUUCCACAGCACAAUGGAUCAGAGGAUACAAAUCACUCACUUUAUCUGAGUGAGUUGGGCCUUCUGUCCACGGAUUCUGAAUUGCAAGAAAAUUCCAGCUCAACACAGGACCAGGACCUCAGCACAAUUUCACCAGCAAUCAUCUUUGAAUCAAUGUUCCAGAAUUCCGACGACCCCGCGAUUCAGGACGACCCUCUGCAGACAGCUGCCUUGAUUGACAGUUUUAAUGGCGAUGCAGAGUCCGUCAGUGACGUCCCACCGCCUGCAGGAAAUCCAGCGUCUUUAUCUCUUCCCCUGGUACUGCAGCCUGGCAUCUCCGAGCCACCCCAGCCUCUGCUGCCAGCCACCACUCCGUCCGCUCCUCCAGCUGCUCCCUCCCUAGGACCUGGUUCCCAGACAGCUGCAUUCGGCAGCCCCCCUGCUCUCUUACAACCUCCAGAAGUGCCUGCUCCCCACAGCACACAGUUUGCUGCUAAUCAUCAAGAGUUUCUUCCACACCCCCAGGCCCCACCCCAGAGCAUCGUACCAGGACUCUCUGUUGUUGCUGGGGCUCCUCCAUCGGCAGCAACAGUGGCAUCAGCCGUGGCAGCACCAGCCCCACCACAAAGUACUACUGAGCCCCUGCCUGCUGUGGUCCAGACUCUGCCCCUGGGUGCCAACUCUGUCCUAACUAAUAAUCCCACCAUAACCAUCACCCCAACUCCUAACACGGCCAUCCUGCAGUCCAGCCUAGUCAUGGGAGAGCAGAACUUACAGUGGAUAUUGAAUGGUGCCACCAGUUCACCACAAAACCAAGAACAAAUUCAAGCAUCGAAAGUGGAGCAGGUGUACUUCACCACCGCAGUCCCAGUGGCCAGUAGCACAGGGAGCUCUGUUCAGCAGAUUGGCCUCAGUGUUCCUGUGAUCAUCAUCAAACAAGAGGAGGCCUGUCAGUGUCAGUGUGCGUGCCGGGACUCUGCGAAGGAGCGGGCGGCCGGCCGGAGGAAGGGCUGCUCCUCCCCACCCCCUCCAGAGCCGAACCCCCAGCCUCCCGAUGGGCCCAGUCUGCAACUGCCACCCUAGACUUCUCCCUCAUCCCUGCCCUCCCCCAUCCUCCUCCGCUGGACCCUCUUCCUGUGAGCAAAGCAGACAGGCUGAGGCUCCUCAGACCCUCCGAAUGUUAAGUGCCAUGGAUGUGUCAGAGUUCCUGUCCCUCCAGAGCCUGGACCCCCGUCCGGGCCGGUUCACAGUGAAGCACUACUGCAGGGGUAGAGGACCGAGCCUGGCCAGCAGCUUCUCCAGGGCAGGGGCACAGCUGUGCGCACACCCCUCCGGGAGCAGGGUGAGCAGGAAGUCCCGUCCCGUACCGUACCGGGUGUGAUGCUGCCAUCAUGGGGUCAGAAAUGGGAAGGAUGAAGAAAUCUGCCGUCUGAAAGCCUCACCUUUCAGAUGGAUUUUCUUUACUCAGAUCCCAGGAACAUCCAUUUUAAGGAACUGAUCUUUGGAGGAAAAAACAAAAAACAAAAAAACAAAAAAAGAAAAAAAAAAGAAAAAAAAGCUAAGUUAUAAGUGAACUGUCUGGCUGCACUGUAUGUCACUUUUGCUUAUUGUUAUGUGAACUUGGAAAUUAAGGUUACUUGUAUGCAUAAAAGUUCUAAAUGAAAGGGUGUGGUUUCCAUCAAUUUGGUACUGCCCAUCACUUGCACUGGGGUCACUGUGGAUUGGGCAGGAGAGUUCACAGUGCUGGGUGCCUGUCCUCUUCUGUGGCUUUGUGAUCUGAGGCAGCACCUGGAGGCAGACCACCGCUCUGUGAAAGCGGGUGGUGGCACGGGCAGGUGAGAGACGUGAGGUAGACAGGGUGAGUUGCUUUGUUGUUGUUGGCGCUUGGUUUCUGUGGAGCUUGGAGUAGAUGCAGAGGGGCCUGCCCUGCAUCCUGCUCAGUCCUAGCAGGUAGCUGCAGGCCUCAGGGCCUCAGUGAAGCCGUGGUUCUACAGGGCCCUGAGGCAGCUGUUGACAGAUGUUGAUAAUGUGCUGGAGUUUAGAGCUGUCUCUAGCACAGCCCUGGCCUGCCUUCUUGGCUCUUUCCAGUCUUCAGUGCUUGUCAGUGCUUGAGUCAUGGAGUUCUUCUCUCCUAAGGAAACGCCCUAUUUUAUCCUAAAGUGAACGAGAGGCUUAUGGCCGGUGGCUGCCAGGGUCUUCCUGCCAUCAAUAAUGUUUGUUUCCUCAGAGCAGAAGGGCUGCUUUUCCAGAGAAGGUACAGAUCUACGGGGUUGGCUGAGGCAGCAGGUGGCCGGCGGCAGACCUUCUGGAGCCCAGUCCUAGCCAGGCUUCUGUCAUCCUUUCCCAUCUGCUUCUCUCAAGGCGCUUAGAUUUGCAUACAGCCUCAUACAGUGCAAAGGAGGAUGUGGUCUAUAAACAAAAAGGAAUAAAAACCUAAAAUGAUAUUCUACUCAGGGUAAAACAAAAAAAAAAUUUCCCUUCCACCAAAAAGCCUGAAGCUUGCAGUCAGUUUACCUCAUUUGGAAUGUUUCGUUGUGUUACAGGAUUUUUUUUUUUAUUAGUAUAUAGAAUUAUACCCGUCUCCCUGCCUGUGGCUCCAGGUUAUUGCCUCUUCAAACUUAAGUACAAUCGGUAGGAGAAAGGGGGUGUGGCUGUCCUUUGGCUAUUUACUGUGGUCAUCAGUACUUGGUAAGCUCAAGGUAGCUGGGUCUGGGGACUGGAGGGGCCCCAAGGAGCAGGGUCUGCUGCCCUCCUGCAGUCUGGGCCUUUCCUCAGAGCCAGCUAGGAUGGUGACCCUUGUCUUCAGGCAAGAUAUUUAGGGACAGUUGGCUAAGACGGUCAUGGCAGCAGUUCUGAGGAGAAAUGGCACAAGUAGAAGCAACAGAUCUCCCAUCCCAGGACUGGACCAGGAAUGUGAAUUUCUGAUGUUCUACACCCCCCCACACCCAAAAAAAAGGUUGAUGGGUUUGGACAACCAUAGACCUGGGCAGAAAUCUGCAAGGUGGGAAGAGCCCUCUGUUGGCACAGUUGUUAGUCCUUCUGGGGAGCCAGCUGCUUGGGUGUAGGCUGUCCUGGGCCGUCUCUCUUUAUAACCUCUGAGGAGAGCAGUGAAUGGGACCCCAAAGUGAGCUUGUAUCAAGGGGUAGUAAUGGCCCUCCCUCUUACUCUGCCUAUGAUGAGCGGGAGUCUGGUUUGCUGGGAGCUGACAAAGGAAACAGGAGCCUAGGAAGGAUGUGUGGAAGGUUUUGAUGGUUUAACUAUGGCUUCUUGGUUAGCUAGGGCUGCACUCUUAAUGGUCUAUUCCUAGGUCCUUGGCUUUUUGCCCUCCACAGUUAGAGCAGUGAGGAAACAUGUGAGCAGUGUUGAGGCUGAAGUGUUUAGAGGUAAAGGAGUUAAGUGAUUUUAGAACACAAGAGACUCUCGGAUCCAAAGAGCUUUUGGAAAGUGAGGUCUUUGCUUGCUGUCAGUGGCUGUGGAGAGCCAGUGUGUGAAACAGGGGAGACUGACACUUCUGCCAUUCUGUACCAUUGGCCCUUCCCCCAUCCUUCCACAAGGCCAGCCUCUAAUGCCAAGGACCUUGGAGAAGAGCCUCCUGGCUAAACUAGAGCCAGAAAGACCCUUCAUGGACAGAGCAGUUUCUCCAGGGAGUGACCUUAGGGUAAGGCCAAGGAAAGUGAAUCCCGGCGGGUCGAUUAAGCCCUUCCUUCCGCCUUCCACGACAGCCAUCCCCACUGUCACCCUGUAGACCAGACUUGGGUUACCACUAGCAUCUCCAGUAUAGCUCUUCCAAGAGACGAGUUGGCAGCGGGGCUGGUGGACCUAGGAGGUGGUCAGGUAUUCUUGGUCCCACCAUAUUGCCUUAUAAGUGUGGUCCUUCCCGAGCAGGAGAGUAAGGCUGAGGGAAGACAGCUCAGUGUCCCUGACAGAGUCUGACCAACCUCAAGGGGCAGCACUAGUGUGGCCACAGGAGUACUGUCAUUUAUUGACUUACUCCCGUUCAAGAGAUGAUGGUACAAUGCCAAGGAGAGGCCCUGAGAUGUGGAGCACCCUCUGGGCAGAAGGCAGCCGGGCUUCCCUUCCCUUUCAGAGUCAGUAGAUGGGAAAAGGUUGUUUUCCGGGUCAAGGCAGUGGGCUGAUGGGGUAAUGGAGGUGCCUGAGGUUUUCCUGAGGCUUUGUAUGAUGCUGAAUGUGUCCAGAGGGACAAAUUUGCAGAACCUCAUAUUGAUAUUUUAAAGAAAUAAUAAAAAGCACUUUAGGUUACUUUAUCUUUAACCCAAUUGCUGCAAUUUCUGUUGUGUAUGUAUAUAUACAUAUAUAUACUUUCCACAAAGUUUUAUUUUUUGCUCAGAAUAAAAGUUGAGGUGUAAAAAGAAGAGCACUUACUUGGGUGCAAUAUAUGCGUAGCUUGACAGUGGCUAUCCCCGCGUGGCGGCCUGGCCUGCCUCUCCAUCAGCCCCAGGCUGAAGCUGGCCAGAGGGAACCACUAUUGGCAUCUCAGCAGCUGCUCAAUCUAUGCAAGCCUUCCCGUGUGCCGGGGCGCCCCCCUCAGGCCCUCCGCGGAACUGCUGCAGCUGUUUGCUGACUGUCGAGGCAGGCAGGCCCCUUUUCAUAGCUUCUUGGUUCCCGUUCUCUUUGCCCUCUCCCCCAGGACAAAAUGAUUCCUGAAAGGAAGGGUUGGUUGUUCCUAGGUAGAAACCUGGCACCUUUAGAAUUUCAUAUUUUCUAAUCACAUCUAUUGAAGCGAAAGGCUUCUUCAGUGUCACUAAGACUUGAUUUGUGGAACUGCACUACUAUUGGGCAUUUACAGCUUUUUCACACUCCCAAUCAGAAAUAUGUUGGAAGGCUCUGCACCACCUCUGUUGGUUCAAAAGCAGAAUGACUUCCAUGCUUCAUCAAAUCUGUUUACAAAGCCCUAUAACCUCCCUCACCAGCUCCCACUUACCCUUAAAUUCCCAACUGUAGAGGCAUUUUAAAUAUACUUCAGCCAAAGCAAGAUUUUCACAGCUGAAGUUUGUAGGUGGUUUUGCUACGACAUAUGGGAAAUUGUCCAUCUCUUAUAUGAAGUAGAAGGGGAUGAGCCACAAAACUAUCAUACGUAUUUCUGAUUGGUCUGUCUGGUCUGUUUCUUGCAUAUUCUUGGGGCAAAGAUAAAGGGGUCUGGCUUAUGCUCCUAUUCUUGGGGAGGCUGGUCACUGGCCUGGGCACUUCUCACUGUUCAGGCGGUAUGUGGGCUUCUCAGUCCGAAUUGAAAAUGCAAGUUAAAUUGAAUCUGUCAAGUUAUAUUAUAGUACAGCCUUUUUGUAGAACUGGUGUUUUAAAAACCAUACACUGCUCCUUGGAUGGUGGCCUACUGGGACAAAAAUAGGUGAUAAUGUCAUGUCACUUUCUCAAUUCAAUGCAAUUUCUACUUUUUUGUUUUGUUUUUAAAGGAAAUGUUUUCAUAAACUUUUUUCCACCAAAAUGUAGGGUGUUUAUUGCAGUGUCCCCAUGUCCCUUGAGGUGCUGAGUCGGGGCUUGCCCGCCCGCGCCUCGGGUGUCCUCAGGCUUCCCAAGGGCUGUUUGAGUCAAGUCUGCAUCUUUUGUGCUCUGGAGAAAAUGUCACUAAGGUUGGAGUUCCUGGCAGCUCUUCCCUCUUCCUGCGAACUACCUCUUGUCGCAGUUUGAGGAAAGUGGCUGGAAAACAGGCUUUUCCGGUUGUCUGGCUUAGAUCUAGCCAGAAAAGGCCACAAACUCUUCUCUUUUCUAACACAAACUAAUCAUUGGCCAGUGGUCUUGGUGACAAGUUUUUAGUCCCAAAUAGUUUUAUUUGAAUUAUGUAAAAGUAUCAAAUUUAUUUUAAAUGUAAAACAUGGGAACAACGGACUUCCACUGAGCGAUAUGAAAACGUUACAGGUUCAGUACUUCCAAAGGAAGAAACCUCCAACCCUCAAAAAGAAUAAAUACGAAUUUGUAUUUUUGAAGAAUGUGAAAUAAUGGUGUUUGCUUAAUUGCUCAUUUUGUAUAAACUUAAUAUUGUACUUUAAAAUAUCUGCUAUGAAGUGAAAAUUUAACUUUUUGGAAUUGAAAAAGCAAUAUUAAAUACUAAUGAACUUAAUUAAAUGCUUAUUUAAA
Molecule: messenger RNA, 7216 nt
Organism: Apodemus sylvaticus (European woodmouse)
Lineage: Eukaryota; Metazoa; Chordata; Mammalia; Rodentia; Muridae
Gene: Mtf1
Product: metal regulatory transcription factor 1
Exons: 11
Coding region: 164-2188 (674 amino acids)
Biological process (GO): positive regulation of transcription by RNA polymerase II; central nervous system development
Cellular component (GO): nucleus
Molecular function (GO): RNA polymerase II cis-regulatory region sequence-specific DNA binding; DNA-binding transcription activator activity, RNA polymerase II-specific
Source: RefSeq, a predicted model, not a curated record